AUGGCCUUUUCGGUUGGGUUCACCCGAAUCCGCUUACGAGCUCUGUUUACUCGGGCCAAUGGGAUUUGUCCCUUUGGAGAAUAUGCGAGAGAGCUAAGAAGGAUUUCAGCUACUUCCAUGUUUAGCCCGAAGAAAAUAGCUUGUGUGAAGGAUUCCGUAAAAACACAAAUGGAGCUAAAAGGGAUGUUCGAGAUCAAGCAAGUUCUUCACUAUGGUUCAUUGAAUAACAUGAUGAUGACUGUUUUUGGAAAGUAUUAUGAUUUUGGUGAAAAUGGGGACUGGUGUGAGAAGGAAGAAGUAGGGAAACUAGUUUCUAAAGUGGAUGGGUUUGUUAGAAAGAUCAUAGACGAUCACAGCAUGGUUACUGAUCAGGACAAUAAUCAUGGAUACUUUGUUGAUGUUCUUCUUGAUCUUGAGAGAGAGAACAAGAUCACCCGAUCUGAUAUUUGUCCUAGGAACAGAUACUUGUUUGCAAUUCUAUUAGAAUGGAUUCUAGCAAGACUAGUUCUUCAUCCAGACAUUCAAGCCAAAGCUCUCGCCGAAAUUGAAACAACUAUUGGCUCUUCAAGGGCGGUAAUGGAAUCUGAUAUCCCAAACCUGCCAUACCUCCAAGCCUAUCUGUAA
This is a messenger RNA of Impatiens glandulifera, 624 nucleotides long. RefSeq names its product cytochrome P450 78A5-like. Gene Ontology annotation, molecular function: heme binding; monooxygenase activity; oxidoreductase activity, acting on paired donors, with incorporation or reduction of molecular oxygen. Lineage: Eukaryota; Viridiplantae; Streptophyta; Magnoliopsida; Ericales; Balsaminaceae. The coding region runs from base 1 to 624 and encodes 207 amino acids. The record is from RefSeq and is a predicted model, not a curated record. The transcript is spliced from 5 exons.